Capronia coronata CBS 617.96 is the source of this 4479-nucleotide messenger RNA. RefSeq names its product lysophospholipase nte1. The transcript has 2 exons. The record is from RefSeq and is a predicted model, not a curated record. Gene Ontology annotation, molecular function: phosphatidylcholine lysophospholipase A1 activity. Bases 1 to 4479 code for a protein of 1492 amino acids. Gene Ontology annotation, biological process: phosphatidylcholine metabolic process. Gene Ontology annotation, cellular component: endoplasmic reticulum. NCBI's taxonomy places the organism in Eukaryota, Fungi, Ascomycota, Eurotiomycetes, Chaetothyriales, Herpotrichiellaceae.
AUGGCGUCUUCACCAGCAGCGAGCCUGGGAUCGCCCAGUCUCCCUCACAUCUCCCUUCCGACCAUGAAUACCACUGAACAGGGUGCUCAUGCAGAACAUCCUGCUGGCUUUGGCUCGACGCUUAUAUCACUUAUCACAUUUGUUCCUGGGGCGCUGUUCUGGCUGAUCACAUUCACUACCAUCACCCUCCCAACAUGGUUGUUCACUCUUUUCUCCAUGAGUCUCACUUUCACCAUGAAUUUCACGACUCUGCUGUUGAUCUUUCUCGUAUUAGCCUCAACCAUCAGCUGGUUCAUCCGCUAUCGCUACCUCAAUGUCUACGCACGUUUACCAGAAGAACCCAAACGAAAAGAGCCGCAGAUAGACUUGUUUCCUGAUACCCAAGAUGGAGACUCGAAACCAGGGCUGGCAAAUUAUCUGGAUGAAUUCCUCAGUGCCAUAAAGGUGUUUGGAUAUUUGGAGCGGCCGGUCUUCCACGAGUUGACCCGGACAAUGCAGACUAGGAAACUCAUUGCCGGGGAGACAUUACUGCUCGAGGAAGAGAAGGGGUUCUGUCUGGUAGUCGACGGCCUCGUGCAAAUCUUUGUCAAGUCGUUUAAAGAGGAGUCGGAGCAUAAUUACAAUGGUCAAUACGGUGUCUUCAACGACGACGAAAGCUAUCAUGAGGGCAACCAGGGAUAUCAGUUACUGACCGAGGUCAAGAACGGGGCUUCAAUGUCGUCGCUCUUUUCAAUACUAUCCCUAUUCACCGAAGACAUAAAGCUGCGCCAUGACGACCAAAUCAACCCUUUGUCAAGAUUUGCCAAUUCCAUGUCUCAUACCCCUGAAUCAGUUGUGACAAGCCCUACCACCCAGCCGACGACGCCCGGGAUGGGCCGAGAAGAGCCGGCCAAGUCUAGGCUGCCCACAGUACCCCCGCUCACCCUGGGCGCUGCCUUUGAUGAGCGCCGAUUUCAGAAGGAGCAAGAGAAGUCCAAGCCGGCCUCCUCGGCUCAUCCAGAUAUUGUCGCCAGGGCAGUGGUGGAUACAACGAUUGCCAUCAUCCCCGCGAGUGCUUUCCGUCGCUUGACCAGAGUAUAUCCCAAGGCCACUGCACAUAUAGUGCAGGUCAUACUGACACGGUUGCAUCGUGUCACUCUCUCGACGGCACAUCACUACCUCGGCUUGACCUCGGAGGUGUUACAGAUUGAGAAGUUGAUGAACAAGUACACCAGCCAUGAUCUGCCAAAUCAUCUCCGGGGCGAUGCACUGGACCGGCUGCGAGACAAAUUCGCAAAGGAGCGAGAUCGAAUCGGGCCGGAGGAAGGGAUGAAAGGGAUUGCCUUGCACAAUCCGAGGGCGAACCGGAGGAGGUCUUCAAGUGGCCUUCGACGCGAAGCAGCCACGGCGGCCAGGCUCGCUACAACGAGAGCAAUGUCGUCUUCAUCAGCCCGACCAGCUCGUCCUCUCUCGGGAGUUGGCGACAGGAAUGUGAGCUCUGGCGAUCUCCACGAAAGCGGCAGGCUCAGCCAGAGGCCGACCAGCAUCCACAUGCCCGCAACCUCGAGUUCUGCUAUCAUAGGAGUGCCAGAAGCAUCAAGGACAGAAGUGAUCAGUCCCCUGACGAGCCGCGAGCCGCCACUGUCGAGACCGUUCGCGGCCGACGUGCCUCACCUGCAAGAGUCCAACAGUGAAGACAGUCUCUUCCGGGAAUCCGUCCUGGAAUGCGUGGCCAAGGCACUGGGCCUGAGUGAUGCCAUCAAUCAGACCGUCAGGAAAGGACCGGCUUCUGUGGAGCAGUCUCCCCGCCUGAUCUCUUAUGAUGCAAGAAGGCAAACGGCCAUAUUCAGUAACGCGUUUGGUUUUAUCGACCCCUACGAGGAUUCUGUGGAUGGUGAUUCCGAAACCGCCUCCGCGUCGGCCGUCAGUGUUGGUGGCGCAGUCCAGGGGAAGACGUUGAACGAAGAACUGAUAGAUGACGUGGAGAUCGUUUUCUUCCCUAAAGGGUCGGUGCUGGUCGAACAGGGCGAACGCAAUCCAGGUCUCUACUAUGUGAUUGAUGGCUUCCUGGACGUGAGCAUCCCUGUCGAAGAGAAGGAAGACAGAAAUAUCACACAGCCGACGAACGUUCGAAAAGGAUCGGGCGAAGAUUCCCGCCCCCAACUUCGAAGAACUAAGACCGCCGCCUCCCGUGCAUCGUCUGUCCCCGGUGUCCGUGGCCAGCCGAGAGAGGGCAGAAGGAUGGUACAGAAGUCUUUGUUUUUGGUCAAGCCUGGCGGGCUUGCCGGCUACGUUGGCACGCUGUCCUCUUACAGAAGCUUCACAGAUGUCACCGCGAAGACGGAUGUCUAUGUUGGCUUUCUGCCCCGGUCGUCCUUGGAGAGAGUGGCGGAGAAAUAUCCCGCCGUGUUGCUCACGAUGGCCAAAAGACUCACUAGCCUCCUUCCUCGCUUGAUACUACAUAUUGACUUUGCUCUGGAAUGGGUCCAAGUCAACGCCGGUCAGGUCAUCCACCAUCAAGGAGACGAAAGUGACGCCAUCUACAUCGUGCUGAACGGUCGGCUAAGGGCCAUUCGUGAGCAGGAAGGCGGAAGCAUGACAGUAACCGGGGAAUACGGUCAAGGGGAGAGCAUUGGUGAACUGGAAGUCAUGACAGACGCAACGAGGUCGGCGACUCUUCAUGCCAUUCGGGACACCGAAUUGGCCAAGUUCCCGAGGACUCUGUUCAACAGCCUGGCGCAGGAACAUCCCAACAUCACCAUUCAAAUAUCCAAGUUGAUAGCGCUGCGGAUGCGAGCGCUCCUCGAAGCACCUCUGGCAGAGACGGGCCAAGAGCUAGGCAAAGCGGCUCGCACCGACUCAGCCACGUCGAGUCUGAAUCUACGCACGAUUGCAGUUCUGCCGGUCACUGCUGGAGUCCCCGUUGUCGAAUUCGGCAAUCGGUUACUGGCAGCUUUGAGUCAGGUGGGUGUGCCCAGUGGCGUCUCAUUACUCAACCAGGCCAUCAUUUUGAGCCAUCUGGGCCGCCAUGCCUUCAGUCGAAUGGGCCGGCUGAAGUUAUCACAAUAUCUCGCCGACCUCGAGGAACGAUAUGGCAUGCUCCUCUAUAUUGCCGACACCAACGUGAACGCACCGUGGACCCAGACCUGCAUAGCACAGGCCGAUUGUAUCCUGUUGGUGGGGUUGGCGGAGAGUUCUCCUGCCAUUGGUGAGUUUGAGCGGUUUCUGCUUGGAAUGAAGACAACGGCGCGCAAAGACCUCGUUCUCCUGCACAUGGAUCGAUAUACUCAGCCUGGCCUGACACGGAAGUGGCUGAGGAACCGGAUGUGGAUCAACGGUGGGCAUCAUCACGUUCUGAUGCCGUUCCGUGUGAGUCCCGAAGCCACGCCCCAUGCUCAGCCCAGACGUCUUGGUUCGGCGAUCAGACAGCGAGUGCAAGUCAUCCAGGCGGAAAUCCAGAAAUAUACCUCUCGAAGAGUCCGACAAGCGCCGCUGUAUUCCGUCGACAAACCCUUCAAAGGCGAUCUUCACCGACUCGCCCGUCGUCUUUGUGGCAAGUCGGUUGGCCUUGUGCUUGGUGGAGGGGGAGCUCGCGGCAUUGCUCACGUGGGCGUGAUCCAGGCUCUUGAGGAGGCCGGGAUACCGAUUGACAUCGUCGGUGGUACAUCGAUCGGUGCAUUCAUCGGCGCACUCUACUCUCGCGACGCCGAUGCUGUUCCCAUGUAUGGACGGGCCAAGAAGUUCGCCGGUCGGAUGGGUAGCAUGUGGAGGUUCGCCCUCGAUCUGACCUACCCGUCCGCGGCAUACACGACAGGACACGAGUUCAAUCGGGGCAUCUUCAAGACGUUUGGCGAUUCGCAGAUCGAGGAUUUCUGGCUUUCAUUCUACUGCAACACCACCAACAUCAGCAAAUCGCGCGCAGAAAUCCAUACAUCCGGCUACGCGUGGCGGUACGUCAGAGCAAGCAUGUCUCUCGCCGGCUUGAUCCCGCCUAUUUGUGACGAAGGCAGCAUGCUACUCGACGGUGGCUACAUGGACAACUUGACAGUUUCGCAUAUGAAGAGCCUGGGUACCGACCUCAUCUUCGCCGUCGACGUGGGCAGUCUGGACGACGACACGCCCCAGCAGUACGGUGACACGCUCUCGGGUUUCUGGGCUCUCUGUAACCGGUGGAACCCGUUCUCUUCGACUCCAAAUCCGCCCACGCUCAGUGAUAUCCAAGCUCGCCUGGCCUAUGUUAGUUCUGUGGACGCGCUGGAGCGAGCCAAAGCCACGCCGGGGUGUCUGUACAUGCGGCCGCCGAUCGAUGCCUAUGCUACCUUGGACUUCGCCAAGUUCGACGAGAUCUAUGACGUUGGAUAUACGUAUGCCAAAGAAUACCUCGUCCGCUUGAAGAACGAUGGCGAGUUGAAGGGAGUCAUUGAGAUGUGGGCCGGCAACAAUGGCGACGAGGAUAAAGGGUUGUUGAGAGCCAUGGCGCCUAGGAGAGCGAGUAUCUGA